AUGUAGCAUGUCGUGAACAGCCAGGUUGAUGGAGACAGGGGGAGAGAGACCUGGUGGAGAUGUAGCAAACAACGGAAUAAACUAUUUAUUUAUCGGGUUCCUCUGUCGUUAAAUUUGACUUUUAAUCUACUUUGCGUUCUUUUUAUUUUCUUAAAUUCACGGCCGUUUCAUACGCUUUACGGUUGGAGUCGUGUAUCCCUGGCAACGCGAACAACUGUCCUGCGAAGUUUGGAUCAAGUGUUUUUUACUUUCAGCGGAAAAUAAACCGGAUAUCUGCCCGCUAAACUAACGGAACUGGCUCCGGAGGUGUGUGUGAGCGUUUGUGGAAGUGUUUCGUACAUUUUUAUCCAAAUGUGACGCUUUUCAUGUCCAACCCAGUGUUUAGGGAAACGGGACAGCGAGACAAUAGUGCGGUAAGGGAGAGUUGGUGCUCUGGGGGGGAUCGAUGCCUCGCGGGGGCUUUGUUCUGUCCGGUGUGUUGACCUGUCGCCAGCCUGCUGCGGAUAUCCACCCAUCUACCGCUGGAUUUAUUUUUAGUUGGUGAUUGAUAAACGGGCUUUGGAGCCGGUGGAGCAGCCAUGGACGUGACUCUGUCCGAGUUACUGGCCAAUUUCGUGGAGUCUCCGCUGGUGGUGUGGGUGCGGACGUUGGGCCCCUUGGGUUCCAGUGAUGAUGUCGGCUCAGAGGAGCGGGUCAACCUUUUCAUGGAGCUGGUGGAUGGCGUCUUCCUGCACAAGAUCAUGACACACAUUGACCCCAGCCAAACCAAUCAGAGGCUAAACAAGAAUGUCAACAACGAUGUGUCACUUCGCCUUUACAACCUGACCGUUCUCACCAGACACAUCAGGACAUUCUACCAGGAGACCUUACAGCAGUUAAUAGUCAUGCCCCUUCCUAACAUUCUCUGCAUCGCCAAGGAUCCGAUAUCAGCUAAGAGCAUGGAGGAGCUGAAAAGACUUUUGCUGCUGAUACUAGGCUGUGCUGUUCAGUGUGAACGUAAGGAGGAGAUGAUUGAGAAGAUCAAGCUACUGGACAUUGAGACCCAAGCUGCCAUCGUGUCUCACAUCCAAGAGGUAACCCAUAACCAGCUGAAUGUCCUUGACCUCUCCUGGCUGGAGGAAUCAGAUCUUGCACAUGAAGAGCUGGAGCCUCUGUCCCGCAACAUGGCUGUGUUGCUACAGCAGCUGAUCGACCAGAGAGACAAAACCAGUGAGAUGAUUGUGGAUCUGACCCAGGAGAGGGACUACCUGUCCAGUCAGCAGCCCCAGGAAGGGUGCAGGAACCUGAGCAUGAACAGCCCAGAGCGUGGGCAGGGUUCUGGACAAGUAGGAUUGAAUAAUGGUGGAUUGGCUGUGACUGUGUCUGGGCUGACCAAAGAGGAGAAGCAGCAUCUGUCUGUGGAGCUCGCUGAUACCAAAGCCAAGCUUCGCAGAUACAGACAAGAACUGGAGGAGAAAAUAGAGCAGCUGAUGGACUCAAAACAUGAAGUGGAACGUCUGGAUCAGGAGCUACAGAGACAGAAACAAGAGAACCAGUCGCUGUCUUGUGAGGCUCGUUCGGUCAGGGUGUACCGAGACGAAGUGGACUCACUGAGGGAAAAAGCAGCUCGGGUCGACAGACUGGAGACAGAACUGUCCAGAUGUAAAGAGAAACUCAAUGAUGUUCACUUCUACAAGACCAGAAUGGAGGAGCUCCGUGAUGACAACGUGACUCUCAUGGAAACAAAGGUGCUGUUGGAGGAGCAGCUCUCGGCCUCCAGGGGGCGCUGUGAUAAACUGCACACGUUGGAGAAAGACAACUUGUUACUUCGAUCUAAAAUACACGACCUAGAAAUGGAGCGGGACAAUGAACGGCGGAGGUUGGAGGAGCUGGUGGAGGAAAACAUGCUGCUGGAGAUUGGACAGAAACAGAGCAUGAAUGAGUCUGCUCAUCUCGGCUGGGAGCUGGAACAGCUGAGCAAGAACCACGACAACACUAACACAGAGACUUGUAAGUCGUUCGUCCAUGAGCUGAACGAGUGUGUUUCCAGUCGGGUGUUGAAGCUGGAGAAGGAGAACCGGGAGCUUCAGGCUUCUGUAGAGACACUGAAAGAGGAGAACCACCUCCUGCAGGAGCAGCAUCUCCGCACUCAGGAGCUAGACAGGGAGAACCUUAGCCUCAACACAAAGUUGGACCGUCUCCAGGGUUUAUUAGACCAGGAGAGACUGACCAAUCAGGACAUGGAGUCUCUGGGAGAGGAAAUCCUGAAAGAAAAACAGACUCUGGAGAGAGAUUUGCACAUUCUGCGGGCAGAGAAAGACAGACAGAUCUCAGAGUUGGAAAGUGAGAAGAAGCACCUUUCUGAUGCCGUGGCGUCCCUUCAAGAGCGUGCUCAGUCAAACAGUGAAGCCAGGGUCCGCGAAGUGGAAACAGAGAACCGCCUGCUGCACCAGAAAAACACUGACAACAGUUCCCGAUUGGCCAGCUUGGAAACACAACUCAAACAAGCUAGUGAGGAUGCAGAGAUGCUGAGGGAGAGGGCAAGCCGGUGUGAGGAGGUGGAGCGAGAGGCGGCACGGCUGGAGAGGAGCAGGGAUGCUCUAAACAGAGAAGUGGUGUCUCUGCGUGCAUGCAGUGAGCGGUCAGAGGCUCUAGAGAAGCACGUGUCCUCUCUGGAGCAGGAGGUGCACAGGCUGAAGCGGGAGGCAGAGGAGGCACAGCGGGAGCUGCAGCGACUAGGGAGGCAAGAGGCAGACAACAGCCUGCUAUCAAAGGAGAACCUGGACUUGCGGUGUUCCCUGGAAAACCUGCGCUCCUCAUCUGCCCGCCUGGCCACUCUACAGGAGGAGCAUAAAGAGGCACAGAGGGAGAAGCAGGAUCUGCAGAGGAGGCUGGAGGAGGUCAGAGAGGAAGCACAGGGAGAAAGGAAGAGAUCAGAGAGGCUGGACCUGAAUGUGGCAGCUCUGAACCAGGAGAAGCAUCACUUAGAGGAGGAAAUACAGAGGUACAAAGAGAAGAUGGAAGAGGAAGAGAGAGAGAGGCAGCAGAGUCAGGCCAGAGAAGAGGAACUGAAAAGAGGAGUAGAAGAACUAAUGGAAGAGCGGAGGAGGAGGCAGGAAGUAGAAGAGGAGAAGAGGAAGCUCCAAUUAGACUUGGAGCAGUCAGAGAAGGGCAGGAAGCACAUGGAGAAGGAGAGUUGGAGGAUCAGAACACUGCUGGAAGGUAAAGAGACAGAGCUGGAGGAGAAAUUCAGGCAGCUGGCCACGGUGAAGAAAGAGGGCGCCAUUCUGAGUAAAGAAGUGGAUCGGAUGAAGGAGCUGUCGGUCAAAGCCAAAGAGCUGGAGCGGGAGAACAAGGAGCUGCAGAAACAGGCAACUAUCGACAAGAGAACUCUGGCCACUUUGAGAGAGGAAUUGGUGUCAGAGAAGCUCAGUGUUCAGCAGCAGAGUGUUGAGUUGGAGAGACUCAAUCAAGAACUGGAGAAGAUCGGACUGAACGGAGAAAAACUACUACAGCAGGAGCACACACUGGAAGACAGCAGGUACAGGCUGUUGGAGUCUCGGCUUGAGGAAACUGUCCAACAGACUAUGAAGAUCAAAGAGGACAAAAUCGUCUGUCUAGAAAAGAAACUAGAAGAGAGCAACACACUAAACACUAUGCUGCGUGCUGAGCUAGCCACUGGAGAAGAAAACGUUAAGCAGCGCUCUGGAAUGGACCGGGAUCAAAGCUCAGCCACGGCAGAACUCCUGCGAAUCAAAGACCAUCUUAUUGAUGUGGAAAAGAAUAACGCCUCUCUGCAGACAGAGAGCAGUCUACUGAAGGGGCAGAUCAAGCAGAUCGAGAACCAGAACGCUUCUUUGAACAACCAGAUGUUGGCGCUGCAGCAACACACUAACACGUUGCAGGAACAGAAUUCAGCCUUACAUACACAGACGGCAAAACUACAGGUGGAGAACUCGACCCUCUCUUCCCAGAGUGCAUCUCUCAUGGCCCAGAAUGCCGUGCUGCAGGGCCAAGUCACCGCCUUGGAGUCAGAGGUAGAGUCGUGGCAAAGGCAGCGUGAGGAGGCGUGGCGAGGCAGAGAGAGCGUGCUCAGUGACCACGAACGCCUGCUGAGCGUUCACGAGAGGCAAGCGCACGAGUACGAGCAGCUGAUCAGUCAGCACGCUGCACUGAAGAGCAAACAAAGAGCGCAAGAGAAUGAACACAGGACGCUGCACAACAGGUAUUGCAUUUUGCUCCAGCAGAAGGAGAAGUGGGAGGAGCAGGAGGGACACGAUCGGAAAGAGAAGGAAGAACUAAACCUGGAGACCCAGAAGAAUCGUCUACUGCAGCAAGAGAAUCUACAGCUGAAAACAGAAGUGGACAGAUUAACAGAGAGCCACUCACAGCAGUCAGAGCAGUCUAAGGGGCUGCAGCAGCGUAUGAAUGAACUCAAGAGCUCGUUAAGCUCCGCCCAGCUACAGGAGAGUCGCUGGAUGGCACGAUAUGAUUCGUUAAUGGAGCAGCACCAGGGCCUGGAUCUCACCAUGACCAAACUAGACAACCACUGUGAGCUGUUGAGUCGACUGAAAGGAAACCUGGAAGAGGAGAAUCACCACCUCCUUAGUCAGAUCAACCUGCUGAGUCAGCAGAACCACACUCUGCUGGAGAGGAGCAUGGAGAGCAAAGAGCUGUAUCACCAGGAGCAGAAACUAUACAUUGAUAAGCUGAACGCUCUUCGUCGUCAGAAAGAGAAACUAGAGGAGAAGAUCAUGGACCAGUACAAGUUCUACGACCCCACACCUAAAAAGAGGAGUCAGUGGUCUGGAGCCAAAGCUUUAGCUAAACUGAUAAAACCUCGCAAGGAGAGCAGCAAGGAGGGCGGGGCUGACCGAGACAAGGACGCAGUCAGAGAGCGAGCAAAGAGCGCCCCAGACAUCCCACUACCUUCCCCGCCCCCCCUCCUCCCCCCUGAGACCCCACCCGCACUUCCAAAGCAGGACAGGGGUCUCACCCACAGCAACCACAACAAUCGCACCGCCAGCCCAAGCCUUGGACCCCAGAGUCCAGCACUCACACCCAUCAGCAGAGGUUUGGCCGACAGUGGCCGAGGUCUUUAUCGUAGCAGUACUCCAGGAGGCAGCAGUGAAACUGUCAAUGGAGAAGAUGGACAUGGACAAGGUCAGACCCAUAAAGCUCUGAGCUCCACUCCGAGCCAUCAGUCAUCCUCUUUGGGCCUUACUAACAACUCCAGCUCCAGAAUGGGACCAGGCCCUGGUCGCAGGCCCAGAGGUUUCCUAUUUGAUGAAGACUCCCGCCACAACUCAUCUGACUCUGUAUUUGGUCAACAUGGGUCAGAAGACUUCAGUCGCAACACCUCCAACUCCAACUCACCUGUCAACUACAGAGACACACCAGAUCAUCAGGCUCCAUCAGCCAGCCUCUCCAGUGAUGACGUCCGGGGUCUCAGCCAAUCACAACAGAGUCUGUCACGUAGUUCCACGCUUCCAUACGAACACACACCCCAGAGGGCACAACCACAGCGUGGGAACGGGGUAAGGACUAAGAUCCGUUCAUCCUCUCCCGGAAGUGAGAUGGUGACGCUGGAACAGUUUCUACAAGAAAGCAACCUGCAGUCACCUCCUAUGGUGUCUACAGAAAGCAGGGAGGACUUGAUGACUGAUUACUUCAUCAGAAGUCCUGCCACCUCAGCUCCAGCUGGCAAAGAUCAGUCGACUCCCACUAACUACGUCCCGCCUGCUGUACAGUCAUCCAACCAGAGGCCAGGCCAGAGUGUCAAGCCCUCGCCCCGCCAGCCUGCGGGCCAGACCUCGACCUCAGGCCAGCCUGUCGUCCAGAGAACGAGCCAAUCCCUGAGCAGGGCUUUCAGCCUGGCUUCAGCUGACUUGCUGCGCUCAAACAGAUCAGACAGUCUCCAGGGGAAUGAAGGUAACUCAGAUGUGGUUGUUCUGAGACAAGGGGGAGGAGCUGGUGGGAGAGAACGGCCGCUCUCCGCACGGUUGGCUGGUCCGACCAAUCAGCAUGGAGAUGGAAGCUUCCUGAAACCGCCGAUUCACCACUCGUCCUCUCUCAAUCUGCAAACGGAUCGAUACGCAGAGAGAGAAAGAGGGAGGACUCCCAUGUCUCGGAACGGCCCCACAUCCUCCUCCUCCUACCACCAGCGUGGAGAGGUGGCCAUGGUGUCCCCUGUCAGGGCCAUGCCCGCCACAAGCCCUGAAGAAGCCCCUGAGCAAAGGGAGGGGCAGUCAGGUGACUACUCCCACAUAAAAAAAGAAAGUGAGAGAGCAAGGUGUAGCUCAGCUGAACGGCAGAAAAGCACGCCUGCUUCCCCCGACUCCAACAACGACCCUCAGACUGUGUGGUAUGAAUACGGCUGUGUUUAAUGGACAGUUGAGAGUGUGGGAACCAAAUACUGAAACUACAGUCUGCUGGGGCUGAAUUUGGGAGAUCGAGUCCAAACCCAAAGACGCAAGUGAUCAGUCUCUGGACUGUGCUCUUUGUGUUGUGGAUACAUUUUGUAGCUCUCUAUUGCAAAUCUACGGUUAGGCUUUUCUCAAACACAACAUCUACUGGAAAUAAUCUAAAUCCUGGAAAGCAAAGCCAAAUUUAAACACAUCUCUAUGAAAACUAACUUUUUUUAGAUUAACAACCAAACCUGAUUGCAGCUGCACCCAAACAAUCACCUCAACUCCUGGAUCUGCAGAGUCAAUGUCCUAAAUUGAAUCUGUCUGAGGGGCAUGCAAUAUAGAUUUGUGCUCAAUUAUCAAUGGUCUUUUUAAGGAUUUUGGCAUUAUCACAACACUAUAGAUGGUCUGCGAGAAUGCUGGAAUUCAUUGGCCUUUGCUGUUUUGUUAUUAUCACCAUGUUUACUGUGAUGCAGCAAGCAGCGGCCUUUUUCAAAUUUAAUUGUGGCUGUUUUGACCAGUUUUUAAAAAGUGCAAAUUUUAACAUCAAUGAAUGGAGAUGGGAGCUGAGAUGUCUGAGACACUUUAAAGCCUUGGGGGAACAGAGGACAUGUGCUUAAUGGAUGCCACCAUCUCUGCAGAACUGCACGUCAGGAAUAAGCCGUCACUGAGGGGAGUGUUUGAACAAAAGUGAAGGCAAACUAGAAGCACCGGAGCGACUGAAUGUAUCCGAUUUCUCUUCCUCUUUCAGCUCUCCUCUGCUUCUCUGUUAUCUAAAACAAAACACUGGAAAAGAGGAGCAAAAGAAGGCAAAGGAAAUGCAGGAAUUUUAAGCAAAGAGCAUUGAAGUGAGUGCAGGACAAAAAGAGGUAGAGAGAUCUGAGAGAAUAAAUUUAGAGAUGCUCGGGUGAAGAGUGGUG
Messenger RNA from Centropristis striata (black sea bass), 7306 nucleotides. It is a transcript of the gene ccdc88c, whose product is annotated as coiled-coil domain containing 88C. The transcript has 31 exons. Lineage: Eukaryota; Metazoa; Chordata; Actinopteri; Perciformes; Serranidae. Gene Ontology annotation, molecular function: microtubule binding; dynein light intermediate chain binding. The record is from RefSeq and is a predicted model, not a curated record. Gene Ontology annotation, biological process: cytoplasmic microtubule organization; cytoskeleton-dependent intracellular transport. Bases 579 to 6365 code for a protein of 1928 amino acids. Gene Ontology annotation, cellular component: centrosome; cytoplasm.